Morchella sextelata is the source of this 2928-nucleotide messenger RNA. RefSeq lists its product as uncharacterized. The transcript is spliced from 8 exons. Lineage: Eukaryota; Fungi; Ascomycota; Pezizomycetes; Pezizales; Morchellaceae. The coding region runs from base 1 to 2928 and encodes 975 amino acids. Gene Ontology annotation, molecular function: protein binding; RNA binding. The record is from RefSeq and is a predicted model, not a curated record.
AUGAGUGGAAGCGCACCUCGAGGGGGGCGUGGUGGAGGAGAUAGAGGUGGAGGAAGAGGCGGCGCCUUUGGAGGAUUUCGUGGAGAUCGUGGCGGAGGAGGGGGUGGUGGUGGACGCGGCGGUGGUCGUGGUGGGGGUGAUGGCGGCGGUGGCCGUGGUUAUGGUGAUGGCGGUGGCCGUGGUAGAGGUAGGGGUGGGUAUGACGGCGGUCGUGGUAGGGGCGGCUUUGGUGGAGACACAAUAUUCAGCCAGGGAACCGCAGCUAUCGACCCAAAAGUCACUGCUGCCGAGAAUGGACUUAUUGCAUCCGUUCAAGCACAAAAGCUGAAACCGAAAGGCGAUUUCGAUUUACCAUUGCGUCCAGAUUAUGGUACCAUAGGCGUGCAGACCUUGGUCCGAGCGAAUCAUUUCCCAGUAGCUAUCCCAAAAACUACUUUAUUCAAGUAUGAUGUGGGUAUGCAACCGGAAAUAAAAAUUAAAAGGAUGAAGAAAAGAGUCUUCCAAAUUUUGGAGAUGACUGUCUUCAGUUCACAACAGAAUAUAAUUGCUACCGAUUAUUCAAAGACAAUCAUAACUCCAUCCCGUCUCAAGAUCGAGAGCGACAGAUUGCAAGUCGAGAUUACUUACUACGAUGAGGGCCAGACCAUCACUGAAAACAGUAGAAAGUAUAUGGUGACGAUCCAGCUUGUUCAGUUGAUUGAUCCCGGCGAGUUUCAAAAGUAUGUCGAUGGCAACAACCGCGAUUUUGACCCACAAAGCGCCAUCCAGGCACUCAAUAUCAUACUUUCUAAGGCGCCCACCAAUGACCCUGCAAUUAUUCCUAAUGGGAGGAGCAAAUUCUUUGUGAAUUCGGAUCCUCGACCUCUGGGGAGAGGCCUUGUGGCCUUUCGUGGAUACUACUCCUCGAUUCGCCCGUCGAUUAGUCGUAUUUUAUGUAAUGUCAACGUUUGUAUGACAGCGUUUUAUAGGCAAACCGAUGUUGCAACCCUUAUGUACGACUUCACUGGGGCUCCUUCCGGCGCGACAUUACCGUCACAUAUCUUUGGGCGGUUGGGAGGUUUCCUGAAGCGUCUUCGGAUUAGCACCUGUCAUAUCAUGGGGGCUAAUGGCAAGCCAAAAGUACAGGUCAAGGCCAUCAUUGGGAUUGGACAUGGAAGGGCAGCCAAGGAUAUCAGGUUUACGUGCGAGGAGUGGGGGAAGGAGGUUUCUAUUCCUGAAUAUUUCAAACGAAAGUAUAAUAUAACUCUCAAACAUCCCAACCUUCCGUGCGUGGAUGUUGGCACUAAGGAUAAGCCGAUUUUGAUGCCACCUGAAGUCGCAACGGUGCUUCCGGGCCAAGCCUACGGGAAUAAACUCAUGGAUGAGCAAACGGCGAAUAUGAUUACCCAUGCCUGCCGAACUCCGAGGGAAAAUGCUGGGUUCAUUGUUGGGGAGGGCCUUAGUAGUCUUGGGUUGAACCCUCCAACUCCACACUUAGGCCCAUUUAACAUCCAAGUGUCGACGGAAAUGAUAACAGUGCCUGCCAGAAUUCUCGCUCCACCCACAAUCAAAUAUGCCACUUCGACAAUGGCCGUAACCGGGGCAAGCUGGAAUUUGAGGAAUGUCAAGUUUGCCCAAGGUGCCAGUACUGAGAAUUUUGCAGUUAUUGUCAUCGAAGAGGCCGGUGGCCGAGCCCAAUUCCAGCCAGGCUCGGAUUGGAGUGGAGUUGCUGCAAACUUCAGAGAGAUGUGCAACAAAUCUGGGAUGAGGGUUGGCGCUACUAGUCCUCAACUGAUGAAGUCUGUCAGUCUUCCACAUCCAAAUGAACGUUCCACUACUACCCUCGAGAAGGCGAUUUCACCUGCGUUUGCCCAUAUACAAGCCAAAAAACCAAAAAUCAUCUUGAUAUUUUUGCCCACGACAGACAAAGCUGUGUAUUCAAUGGUGAAAUACCUGGGCGAUGUCAAGUACGGUAUCAGCACAGUCUGUGCUCAAUCCUUCAAGAUUAGCAAGAUGAGCCCCCAGUACAUGGCCAAUGUUGCGCUUAAAUUCAACCUGAAGCUCAUGGGAAGAAACCAUGGGCUACCACCUACAGAUCUCGGGAUGUUUGCUGAAGGCACCACUAUGAUUGUUGGAUGCGAUGUCACCCACCCUUCCCCUGGAAGUUUGAAGGGAACACCGUCUAUUGCCGGAGUAGUGGCUAGUGUUGAUGCGCAUUUUGCGCAAUGGCCAGCCUCGCUAAGGCUUCAGGAAAGCCGCAAGGAGAUGAUAUCUGGCUUGAAAGAAAUGAUGGUCGAACGCCUUCAACGUUGGAACUCUGUUAACGGGAAAUUCCCACAAAGGAUCAUUGUUUAUCGGGAUGGUGUUUCAGAAGGUCAAUUCCAAACUGUGAUCAAGGAGGAGCUCCCGUUGAUCCGUGCAGCAUGCCAACAAUGUGGAGAUAGUAAAUAUAGGCCAAAGAUCAGCAUCAUUAUUGUGGGGAAAAGGCACCACACCCGUUUCUAUCCCACGGAUAAAGACAAGGCGGACAGACUCGGAAAUCCUGCGCCUGGAACUGUUGUGGAUAGGGGUGUCACUGCUGUUUAUGAUUUCGACUUUUACUUGCAGGCACACUCCGGUUUGCAGGGGACAACUCGCCCGGCUCAUUACUAUGUCAUUCACGACAAGAAUGAAUUUAAAUCCAACCAAUUGCAGACACUGACCCACAAUCUCUGCUAUCUUUUUGGUCGUGCAACCAAGUCUGUUAGUAUUUGCCCACCAGCGUACUACGCAGAUCUUGUCUGCGAGCGCGGCAGAUGCUACAUCUAUGGCUUACUCAAUGCCCCCGAUACCGCGAGUCUUCAUAGCUCGAAUAGCGAUGAAGAGGCCGCUGCUAAUUUUAAGAGGGCAAGGGAUUUGUGGGGCAAUGGACCUCAUCCUAACCUCCUCAAUACGAUGUAUUACUUGUAG